CGAAGGCUUCCUUUUCUCCGUUUUUCCUACAGGAUGGCAUUCUUCAAAUAUCUUCGCUCUGUUAAGAAUGAGCUUAUCCUAUUCUCAGCUCCGUUUCUUCUUCUUCCACUGCCUUUAGUGAUCGGAACAUCGGAGGCAGAAUGUGCCUAUGUGAUAGUCCUGAUGGCUGUUUUCUGGUGCACAGAGGUUCUACCACUGGCUGUAACAGCUCUGCUCCCAGCUGUCCUUUUCCCCCUGUUUGGCAUCAUGAAAUCCAAGGACGUGUGUAUGCAGUACCUGAAGGACACAAACCUGUUGUUUGUGGGGGGACUGCUGGUUGCAGUAGCAGUGGAGCACUGGAAUCUGCACAAGCGCAUCGCCUUGAGGGUGCUGCUCUUUGUUGGUGUGCGUCCAGCACUUUUGAUGUUGGGUUUCAUGGGUGUGACAGCCUUCUUGUCCAUGUGGAUCAGUAACACGGCUACCACAGCAAUGAUGGUGCCUAUUGUCCAAGCAGUGCUGGAUCAGCUCAACAAAAGCGAGGCAGAGAUACCUCAGAUCCUCAGCUCAGAGGAGCAGGUCCAGACAACAGACACGGAAAGCAAACAGCCUCCACAGACAGAGAAACAGAGUGAGGGACAAGGCCCAGUAGUGGUGACUUUCUUAGAUGUUGCAGUGGAGGCUGCCAUGCAUAAACAGGCAGCAGAAAGGCAGAGAAUGUGUAAAGGGAUGACCCUGUGUGUUUGUUACGCUGCCAGCAUCGGCGGCACCGCCACACUGACAGGAACCGGCCCCAAUCUGGUGCUCAAGGGCCAGAUGAACCAACUCUUUCCUCAAAACGGAGAUGUGAUUAACUUUGCCUCCUGGUUCGGCUUUGCCUUUCCUAACAUGAUCCUCAUGCUCACACUGGCCUGGCUUUGGCUGCAGUUUGUCUUCAUGGGAUUCAACUUUAAGAAGACGUGGGGCUGUGGGGCUGUGAAGACAGAGAAGGACAUCGCUGCCUAUAAUGUGAUCCGAGAGCAACAUCGCCUGCUGGGGCCCAUGUCCUUUGGAGAGAUAAAUGUCCUGGGUCUCUUCAUUCUGCUGGUGGUGCUAUGGUUCACAAGGGACCCAGGUUUUGUUAACGGCUGGGCGACAGAUAUCUUCAACUCCAAAGCAGAGUAUGUGACAGAUGCCACGGUUGCAAUCUUCAUUGCCAUCCUUCUCUUUGUUUUACCCUCCAAACCCCCACAUUUCUGUUCGUGGAGGACUCAAAGAUUUGACACAGCACCCCAUCAAACUGUUUGCCCAACUCCACCUCUGCUCACCUGGAAAAUAGCCCAAAAGAAGUUACCAUGGGGCAUUGUGCUUCUCCUUGGAGGAGGUUUUGCUCUGGCCAAAGGCAGUGAAGAAUCAGGACUCUCAAAAUGGAUAGGAGAUCAAAUGACUCCUCUGCAAAAUAUUCCUCCCUGGGCAAUUGCUAUCAUCUUAUGCCUGUUGAUUGCUACCUUCACAGAGUGCACCAGUAAUGUGGCCACUGCGACGCUCUUCCUACCUGUCUUAGCCUCAAUGUCUCAGUCCAUUGGAAUCAAUCCACUGUACGUCAUGGUGCCUUGUACUCUGAGUGCCUCUUUUGCCUUCAUGCUGCCUGUUGCUACGCCUCCAAACGCUAUUGUCUUCUCUUAUGGGUACCUCAAGGUUGCUGACAUGGCCAGGACAGGAAUAAUCAUGAACAUCAUUGGCAUCCUUUGCAUUACACUGGCCAUCAACAGCUGGGGCAAGGCCAUGUUUGACCUGGACUCCUUCCCUGCCUGGGCCAACGUUACUGGGGUGUGAGCCUAAUUCGGUCAUAGGAGAUAAUCCACGAACACCCUGCUCUCCCUAUACACAGGUGCCAGACAUACACCCCGGGUCAGAGCGACAGCAUGAGACCACACGGUGGACUGCAUGCGUCCGAUUGCUGCUAGAACACAAGCCUUUCAUUGCUUGUUUUCGAUGACACCUGAGUCUUGCUUGUGAAAGAAAGUGGUGAUGAAUAUGAUUGGGAAUUACAGAAGAGUGGUUGAAUUUUUGUUUUUUACACUGUAUCACAUUGUAUUACAAUUUAAAGAAAAAAUGUAUGCUUAUAAAACACUAUUACAGUAAUCAUCUACUCAGUCAGCAUUUAUAACUGCAAAUAGAGACUUUAUAAUCCUUCUAAGCAGCCAAUUCAUAAAACACCAUUGGAGUGCACUCUUUUUUAUAAAAACACAUCAAAUGAAGGGCUAUGCAAAAGGUGUAAGUUAUUAGAAAUUUUUUAUAUAGUCACAUGUAGCUGCAUCUUAAUAGCAAUAAGCCAUGCAGUAUAACAUAAGAACUUAACCUUACCCAAGUAUUGCACUUACACACAAUUUUGAAGUACUUGUACUUUACUUAGGAAUUUACAUUUUAUGCUGCUUCUGCUUUUACUUCAUGCAUUUCAAAGGGAAAUCUUGUCAUAUUGUUCUGUAUACUUUUUGUUCUACUACAUUUCUCUGACAGCUGUGGUUACUAGUUACUUUAUUAGGAUAAUAUGAAAUUAUUAUAUAUUAAAAUACUCAACUGCAUAUACAUUAGCUCUAUCUCAACCAGACAGAAAAUUUAAAUUCUAUACAUUUAGUAAUAAUAAUCCAAUAAUAUCACAUAUAAUUUAACACUGACAAGGGCAAUUCAGCUGCUUAAUGAGUACUUUUACUAUUGGUAAUUUUUUUUUGUCAAAAUAUACUUUCAUCUAAGUCAAAUAUUAAAUAAAUAUCAACUAUUUUUACACUGUGGUGUUGCUAAAAAUACUUGAGAAAAAUAAAUACUUCUUCCACCAAGUCAAGUAUCAAGUACUAAAUAUUUUUCAAGCACAUCUCUCUGAAUACAUUUACAGUAAAGGAACAGGGGCUGUAGGUUAGGUUUGCCAUUUUGGUAUUUUUAGAAAAUGGGCUAAAACGUACAGUAUAGCAGAGACUACAAAUAAACAUGUACUUUUGUCUCUUUGAAUCCAAAUUGACCUCUGCAUUGACCUAUUAAGGGUUUGUUAUAGUACCAGCAUCAUUCAACUUUUAAAUGUAAAAGAAAUCUAUAUGUGCCUUGUACAAACAUACUAAGUGAUUGAACUGAAAACCGAUUUUCAAUAUUUGUAUCAAUAUUUUGUGCUGAUAUUGAGAAAUAUCUCACUGCAAUAAUAAAGUAUGCCUGAAUUGCAAUAAUAAUAAUAAAUACAUAAUAAAGUGUUAUUUAUGAACCAAUGUGCAUCUAGGAAAUGAUGUAUAAAGUAUCUUAAAUUGCCAAUGGGCUAAAGUAAACACUGUUUCAUUAGCCUGUUACAAACUAUAAAAAUAAAAGACUUGAGUUUUAAUGUU
Molecule: messenger RNA, 3323 nt
Organism: Micropterus dolomieu (smallmouth bass)
Lineage: Eukaryota; Metazoa; Chordata; Actinopteri; Centrarchiformes; Centrarchidae
Gene: slc13a5b
Product: solute carrier family 13 member 5b
Exons: 12
Coding region: 34-1791 (585 amino acids)
Biological process (GO): citrate transport; monoatomic anion transmembrane transport
Cellular component (GO): membrane
Molecular function (GO): citrate transmembrane transporter activity; sodium:dicarboxylate symporter activity; succinate transmembrane transporter activity
Source: RefSeq, a predicted model, not a curated record